Messenger RNA from Salvelinus fontinalis (brook trout), 13797 nucleotides. Its product is annotated as ataxin-1-like. Lineage: Eukaryota; Metazoa; Chordata; Actinopteri; Salmoniformes; Salmonidae. Gene Ontology annotation, cellular component: nucleus. Gene Ontology annotation, molecular function: RNA binding; protein binding. The transcript is spliced from 2 exons. Gene Ontology annotation, biological process: negative regulation of transcription by RNA polymerase II; nervous system development. The coding region runs from base 825 to 3362 and encodes 845 amino acids. The record is from RefSeq and is a predicted model, not a curated record.
GUGUGUGUGUGUGUGUGUGUGUGUGUGUGUGUGUGUGUGUGUGUGUGUGUGUGUGUGUGUGUGUGUGUGUGUGUGUGUGUGUGUGUGUGUGUGUGUGUGUGUGUGUUUGAGAGAGCCUAAUCUAACAUGUUUGUUCUCUGUGUUCGCCAGGUUGCUGCUGCCGACCAGAAGGCUAGCUCACAGAGGGAAAUGAUUCCGCAUGAAGCUGACAGACGCCUCUCCUCCUCUCUCCACGACAACGCCGGGUGUGCCGCUCUCUGCUCUCUGCUGAGCCAGAGCCAGGCGUUGGACAGACGCUGAGCUACCCCUCCCUCUCUACCUCCUACACCCUCCUACCUACCUACCUACCCCUCCACCCUCCUACCUCCCUCUCUACCUCAUACACCCUCCUACCUACCUAACUACCUACCCCUCCACCCUCCUACCUCCCUCUCUACCUCAUACACCCUCCUACCUACCUAACUACCCCCUCCACCCUCCAGUCUCCUGGUCCUACCCACCCACACAACCAGCAGGAGGGCCUAAUCUGUCAAGGAGGAAAACCAGGCCAAGGAGAGAGAGAGAGAGAGACAGAGAGAGAGAGAGACAGAGAGAGAGACAGAGAGAGAGAGAGAGAGAGAGAGAGAGAGAGAGAGAGAGAGAGAGAGAGAGAAAGAGAGAGAGAGAGAGAGAGAGAGAGAGAGAAUGUGAACGAGGCAGAAACAUAAAUAGAGCAGAAAGAGAACUAGAGAGUUAGUGUGAAAAGAGAGACAGGCACACCUGCCGUUGCCGUGGGAGCAACGCGUGUCUAUGUGACAGAAAGUGUAGAGAGAAAAGACAACAGUAUGAAGUCCAACCAUGAGCGCAGCAACGAGUGUCUGCCCCCCAAGAAGAGAGAUUUCACAGCCAGCACUGCAGAUGACAGGCCCCUGUUGAUGGCGCCCACUGGCGAGACCCAGCGAGGAGAGAACCUGACAUGGCUGGCCAGCGUAGCUGGCGGGCACAACAGAGACAUUAGCGGAGGUAACGGGGAUGGCGGUAGAGGUGGGCAGCGUAACAGCACUCCCUGUGAGUCUGACGUGCCCCAGUACAAACCACUAUGCUCCACCAUUACCACCCACUCAGACUUCCUGGUCCCUUCCUCCAUCUGUUCCUCGUCUUCAUCACAUCAGUCCAGAGUGGUGACCGCAUCGCUACCUGCCAUGUACAGCUCUCCUCUGUCCCAACCAGGGGGGACCAUCCACUACACCCAGCUUCCCCACAACCUUCAGUUUAUCAGUUCCCCUUUUACAGGCCCCUACGCUGGCUACCUCUCCUCCCAGCCCCCCCUUCUACCCACCUCCACAUCCCAACGCUCCCACCCUGACCCCUACCCCAACACCACCAUCACCUCCAAGCUGGACCAGCACCACUCUGUGGGUUUGGGUCGCCCCCCACCCCAGUCCCUACCCCCAGGCCUGGCUGUAUCGGACACUGGCCCCCAGUACGUCCAGCUCUCUGGUUCCUCUCAGAGCGUGGCCCCCCGGACUGCCCCCUUGCCCCACGGAGGGACCCACCACCUGCACCAUGACCCCCACCACACCCUGGCCUUCAGCGGGGGCUCCCAGAUGCGAGUACAGUAUGCAGGCUCCGGCUCCGAGGGGCCCCUGACUAAGAGAGAGGAGGGCCGGCCCAGAGAGCUGCACAAUGGAGAGCUGGAGAAGAGGGGCCGCUUUGAGAGGAAGGAAAGCAAAGGAGCCCCAUCCUCAUCCUCCUCUUCUUCCUCCUCUUCCUCUCAUCACCAGCUCCACCAGCAGCAGAGCUCCCACCAUCACUAUGAGACCUAUACCUCCCAUGAUGCCUCAGGGCUACGGACCUCUCUCAUGCUCGUCCCCAACAGUCACGGAGGACAAGACCACCAGAGUCCCGAAAGACUACCCCUCUCCUCUGCCUUGCACCCAGAGAAAGGCAGCCUCCUCCUGGGUAAACCUGUGUACCGCACCUCUUCCUCCACCUCCUCCACGUUCACCUUUCCCUCUGCGCUCAAUGUGGAGAGUCUUAAGGCAGCCGUCAGCUCCCUGUCCCCCCACACUCACACAGUCAUCCAGCCCACACACAACGCCAGCGAUGCAUCGCCCCUCUCCCUAGGCCAACUCUCCGCCAACUUCUACCAGGCUGGCCCAGGUGGGCAGCCCAUCAUCGGCUAUCUGUCUGGGGGUGCAGGGGGGCAACAGUACCACACCAGUCUGUCCCAGCACCUGCUCAUCCCAGGGGCCUCAGGGUCUCAACCUAUCAUCAUCCCCGUCAGUGGGGCCGGGGUCACCAGCCUGGAGGCUGGCCAUACUGCCCACAUAGCCACCACAAGCCAACCACAGCCCUUCCCUGCCACACUCCCCCACGCCUACGUCGCCGCCACCACUAACCCCAGAGAGGAGCAUCUAUUUGAGGUCCCGGCCCCCUAUCCUCCUCUGUCCCACCCUGCUGGUGCAGGGGGGAGCAUGGUCCAGGCCCAGCUACACCUCCCGGUGGUCCCAACCCCCCAGGCCCCCUCCUCAGCCACCUCCUCGGCCCCCUCAGGCUCCUCGCUGCCCGCCUACUUUAUCAAGGGCUCCAUCAUCCAGCUGGCGGACGGGGAGCUGAAGCAUGUGGAGGACCUGAAGACGGACGACUUCAUCCAGAGCGCUGAGAUCAGCAGCGAGCUGAAGAUAGACUCGUCCACCGUAGAACGCAUCGACGACAGCCACACCUCCAACUUCGCCAUCGUACAGUUCUCCGUGGGCGAGCACCGCGCUCAGGUGAGUGUGGAGGUGCAGGUGGAGUAUCCCUUCUUCGUAUUCGGCCAGGGCUGGUCGUCGUGCUGCCCGGACCGGACCACUCAGCUGUUAGAACUACCCUGCACCAAGCUCUCAGUGGGGGACGUCUGCAUCUCCCUCACCCUGAAGAACCUGAGGAACGGUUCACUGAAGAAGACCCAGCAGACCCAGAACCAGGCCAUGGAAAUCACUACUAGCUGCAACAUGGGCUCCAUCCACGGGCCCCUCAAACCCUCCAGGUCGUCCCGGGGUGGAAGGGGGUUAGCCAGGCACGGGGAGCAGGAGAACGGGGUGGGCCAUAGAGGCUCCAGUGGGGGAAUGGUGGUUGAAGGUGUUCAGUUCGCCUCAGAGAAUGGGGAACGGAGGUUCGGCGUCGGGGGGGAGGCCAACUUGAAAGGAGGCCAGCCUGGAGAUUCAGAAUCCAGCAGGGGUGCAUCCAAGCCGGCGAGCCGCAAGAGGAGGUGGUCGGCCCCCGAGGGCCGUCAGGUGGAGAGGAGCGAAGAGGUGCCCCAGUUGACUCUACCCAAACCUUCCUUUAUCACUCAGGAGGUAAAAAUCAGCAUCGAAGGCAGGUCAAAUAUAGGCAAGUAGUGAAGGCAGGAGAUUAAAACAAGACUGUAAAUUCAAAUAGGGAUUGGAGGAGAGAUGAAAAAAAGAAAGGAUGCCCUCAUAAAUGUUUUAUUUGAACUACUUUGUUUUAGAUUUGUUUCUUGUUUAUAUUUUCUAUCCGGAUUACUGUAGGCUAAAUUUGACCCAUGUUAUCACCUUACAUUAAUUCCAUGUUAAAAUAACAUUGUAGUAGAUGCGUUCGGCAUUACGUAAACGAGCAAACGGUGCAAUUGCUUAGGGGUUUUUCAACAAAUCUCUGGGCAAGGGGUUUUGUGAAGUAUAGUACAUGUUUUAAUGGUGGGUUUGUGGCAUGCAAGAGCGCUGCUUGAUACCUCUCUGGUCAUUUGAUGGCUGCAGGUGGACAACUGAAUGAAAUAUGUAAGUUAGCUUUCCUAUAGGGCCUAGGACAUGACUAAGCUGCCAUAAUGUAGACCGGUGAGUGAGAUCACUUCCUGGUAGAGGGCACUACUGACGAGAGUGUUCAGGAUGUCUGGACGGAAUCACUCUCCACGCCACCCGUUGCCAUGGUGGCAGACUGAGUUGAUAUGAUGUCAUGUAUCCCGAGCGACUCAAUACGUCUUUAGAUAAAACACAGUAAAAAAGGACUUUAACAAAUUGAAACCCUCAUGAACAGAAGAGGAUGUAUAAUAACACCUUUGUGUGUCUCUGACAGAAGGUUAGAACUACACAUCUAAUCCUAAACAAGGGGUCACCAGAUGCCUCGACACUCAUCCACCUAGACCACUCAGCUAGGUGAUGUCACCCAGCAGGGCCAGACCAGCCAGGCGAGGUCAUCAGGCCGCGCCACUAGGCCACCAUAAAGAGAGAACUCUUCCUUCCUUUGUUAUGUUUGGGUGACAGUGGAGUCAUUAUGUUAUUAUUCUUGAAACGUUCUGAGUUGAUAAUGAUAUAUUUAAAUGAUUGUCUAAAACUUUGAGGUCAGGGGUCACAUACUGUAUGUAUAAUUUGAUCCAGGGUGGUUAAGUAAAGUGUUUAUGUUAUUCCUUUAUACAUACAUUACAAUCCCACUGAGUUGAUGAACUAUGGGAUUAUUCAAAGGAAGAUGAUUUUUACUUGGUGCAACCUUUACAUUUUUAUGGCAGAAAGAAAGAGCUUACGUCUCAAAUGGUCCCCUAUUCCCUAUAUAGUGCACUGCUUUUACUAAGGCUCUAUCCUUAUGGGCCCUAGUCAAAAGUAGUGCACAAUAUAGGGAAUAGGGGCCAUUUGGAACGCAGUCAGAGAGUCACUGUAGAGUCUUUAGAGAGAGACAGUAUGUUGUCUUGAAGCACUUGCAUUUGCACACCUGUCACACUCACCAACUGAUAAUAACACAACUAUUAUUAUUAUUAUUAUUAUUAUUGUUAUUGUUGGUCUCUCUUCAUUAACACAGUACUGUAUGUUUUUGAUAUUUUACCUUGAGGAAGAAGUAGAACUCUGUGACAGCAGCACUUUAGAACAGUGAAGGGGUCAUGAUGAUUUCAUAGGGUAAUGAUGACGUCAUGGGGUCACAAAGUCACUUGACCUUUGACAGGGAUGAAUGUGACAGGUGAUGAAGCGAGUGCCAGUUAGGAGAGGGAAAGAAAGUGAGAAAGAAAACAGAGGAAUAUAGAGGACUAUAUAAUAGCAGAAGAGUUUUUUUUUGUUAAGGCACUUUCCUCCAAUCAGAACAUGCUCUUCAAAAUAUGGGUGUGGUCAAAAAAUGACACAUUACUGCCUUUUCAAGGAACUCAAAAUGUCAAUCAAGUCCAAAAGGAGAUUGGACAAAGGAUGGGAAUAGGCAGGAACUAUGUACAGGUAUGCUGUGGACGAGACGGAGAGAGUUAUAGACGCUCUAGACACAGAAAUGUUGAAGUGUGUCAUAUACAUAAUGUAUGUACGGGAAGUGUGCAUGAAUGUAGGUAUGUGUAAGUACACACACACCAGAGGAGGCUGGUGGGGGUAGCUACAGGAGGACAUGUUCAUUGUAAUGGCUGGAAUGGUAUAGAUAGAACUGAGUCAAACACACUGUUUCCAGGUGUUUGAUGUGUUUGGUAACAUUGCAUUGUUUCCAUUCCAGCCAUUACAAUGAGCCCGUCCUCCUAUAGCUCCUCCCACCAGCCUCCUGUGACACACACGGAAUACAGUACCUACACAGACAGGCACUCUCCUGGAGGUGAGGGAGGACUGUAUGUAUUUCAUACUUGUUGAUAUACGUUUAAUAUGUAUCCAAAUACUUUCGUUGCAUAGAUGUUUCCCCUUGAUGAUAUAGAGAAGCCAAUAUAUUUGAGUAGGAAACUAAGACGAUAGUGAUUCUCAGUGGUCUGUGCAGCGUGUGUUUCUUUGUGUGUGUGUGUGUGUGUGCGUGUGUGUAUGUGUGUGUGUGUGUGUGUGUGUGCGUGCGUGCGUGCGUGUGUGUGUAUAGAAAUGUCAUAUAAGUUAAUUUGAUAUAUCCCAUGUUAAAUGUCCAGGGUUCCUGUUUUGGGAGUUCUACUUAAGAGAAUCUUGCAAUUUGCACAUCUGGUGAGGUAGUCAGUUGGGUGACAUGACUUUCUAGCUGUGUAUGAAAUGGCGCCCUCUUCCCUAUAUAGUGCACUGAGCAAAAGUAGUGCACUAUAUAGGGAAUAGAAUGCCAUUUCAGAUACACCUAUGUUUUCAGCCAGGUUGCACACACAAACACACACACUCACACAAACACACAGUGAGCGGAAACCAUAGAGAUAGGUAGAGGACUCAUCUUUGUAUCGGUGCCAUUAUAGUGUCUGUGACAGCCUCAAUGGCGCUGUCCAUGCUAUCUCCAUUUUAAAGUAGUCAAUUGUCAUCUUCACUAUUGGCUGGUCCCUCCUGAUGACCCAGUUGGACAUGACUCCAACAGGGUCACCAGGAGGCAUCAUCCAAUGAAGUUGGAAGUCCCACCCAGUUGACUACAUUAAAAUGUUGGAAUCCCUCAAUGGCGCUACCCAUGCUAAUACGACCUUUUGGCCACUAGAGGCCUCUAUCAUUCUCUAUGGCUGAAACCCCAUUUUACUGAAAUGUAGCAGUUACUUAACAAGUGCGCUCCCUGCUGAUUGGCUCUGAUAAUCUUGACUCUGCUCCUCAUUGGACAACCACACUGUCAAUCACAUCUGUGGCAUGUCCAAGUCCCACCCACUUGUUGGGGGUUUGGUUGAGAGACAGUGUGGAGAUGUGUCGGUCGGUCUUGGAGCCGGGGGCGGGGCCACCAGCAGGUACACCUGUUGAGCUCUCUGAUUGGACUAGAUGUUCAGGUGUGUUUAGGUGGUAGAAGAUGUGGCAGAGUAGGAGAAGUAUGUAGAAGUUGCUUUUAGCCACUGAUGUAGGUUCAGAUGAUGAGUUGAUCCUCCUAAAGGUUCGUGUUAGGUGUGGGUGUAGGGGAAUCUGAUCCUAGAUCUGUGGUUAAGAGGAACUCCUACCUGGAGGGUGCGGGUGAUUGCCGUGGUGAUGGACAGAUGGUUGUGUGACUUGGACGGAUGGACGGAUGGAUGGUAAAGUCAGAUGGAUGGUGGUGGCGGUGGUGGGGAGUGAGUAGACACCCUGUAUAAGAUUUGAAAAUGCUUUAUUGUUUUGAAUAAAACAGGGUUUCUCAGAUCAACACCACGGCAGUGCAUCUUCAUUUUUUCUUUUAUAACAUUCUUUGACUAUGUCUUCUAGAGCUAGUUUCUGUGUGUGUGUGUGUGUGUGUGUGUGUGUGUGUGUGUGUGUGUGUGUGUGUGUGUGUGUGUGUGUGUGUGUGUGUGUGUGUGUGUGUGUGUGUGUGUGUGUGUGUGUGUGUGUGUGUGUGUGUGUGAGUGUGUGUGUGUUUGUGUGUGUGUGUGUGUGUGUGUGUGUGUGUGUGUGUGUGUGUGUGUGUGUGUGUGUGUGUGUGUGUGUGUGUGUGUGUGUGUGUGUGUGUGUGUGAGUCUUUUUGCAAGGACUGGAUGGAUAUAAUGUUUUUUUUUGCUUCUAGAGCUUCACCUUGGUAAAAUAGCAGAUAUUUAAACCGUUGCAUAUAUGGUUUUGCAUUCAUACACAUUGAACCAAAAUGAGACCCUGGUUAAGUCUUGUUCUAACUGACUAACCCCUACCUAAAUGGGACAAUUCAGUAAAACAACGACACACACUUACACCCCUCACCAAUCAAAACCUUUCAGGUAAAGUUUUCUAGUGCAAAUGUAAAGCAUCACGGCAGGGGUGUGGCGGCUGCUUUCCAAUAGUUAGACAACAAGCAUCUAGCCAGCAUAUGUGUAACUGUGGAUUUGAGGGGUGAAACUGUGUCUCUAGAGAUGGGGGGUGAAGCUGUGUCUCUAGAGAUGGGGGGUGAAGCUGUGUCUCUAGAGAUGGGGGGUGAAACUGUGUCUCUAGAGAUGGGGGGUGAAACUGUGUCUCUAGAGAUGGGGGGUGAAACUGUGUCUCUAGAGAUGGGGGGUGAAGCUGUGUCUCUAGAGAUGGGGGGUGAAGCUGUGUCUAUAGAGAUGGGGGGGGGAAGCUGUGUCUCUAGAGAUGGGGGGUGAAACUGUGUCUCUAGAGAUGGGGGGUGAAACUGUGUCUCUAGAGAUGGGGGGUGAAACUGUGUCUCUAGAGAUGGGGGGUGAAGCUGUGUCUAUAGAGAUGGGGGGGGAAGCUGUGUCUCUAGAGAGCCAUUAACAAACCAGCCUAGUCAUUUUAGCACCUUUCACUUCCUAUUAAGAUGUUGCAGUUGCACAGCCUGCCAUUCAGAGAAUUCAGGGAGAUUCUCACAUAUGCAGUGACAGACAGUCCAAUAUGGACUACAGUGCCCAUAAUGCUACACCCACUAGUGUAGCAUUUAACCUCUGACCCCUAGUUCAGGUACCCAUGACGACCCCAUAGCCAUCCAGCCUCUCUCAUACACUCACUAGAACCUCAGCAGCAAGUUAGUUAGUGUAACCUCGGCAACCGCUAUCUACCUUCUAUAUGGCAUGGCCUUAUAGACUGAGUGUUCAAAAUAUAACAUGACUUAGACUGACCAGGUACGGCAGGCAGUAGGUGCAAGGCGCACUGGUUUGUGUGAAGAACUGGAACGCUGCCAGGGUUUUUCAUGCUAAACAGUUUCCUGUGUGUGUCAAGAAUAGUCCACCACCCAAAGGACAUCCAGCCAACUUGACACAACUGUAGGAAGCAUUGGAGUCAACAUGGGCCAGCAUUCCUGUGGAACAUUUUUGACACCUUGUAGAGUCUAUGGGGGCGCAACUAAGUGUGUGUGUGUAUAUAUAUAUAUAUAUGUAGAAGGUGUUCUUAAUGUUUUGUACACUCAGUGUAUGUGCAACUGCCUAUUUCUUCCCCCAGCACAGUUUCCUUUCACUCUCUAGUUCCCACACACACAGUCACGCUGUAUUUUUGUUUAGAGACAUAUUAAGUAACAGUGUUCAUGCUCCAGUGGAAAUUGUUGCGUGUUGAGAUCAGUGUGACGGGAACCCAGAGAUUCAGCUGGUUAAACACACAGGAAUCCACAUCCGCCCCAUCCUCGAUAUCAGCUUAGCUCAGCUUCACAAUCAAAGCAGUGUGUCAAGUUAGUUGAAGGGGUGAGAGGCCUAGUGGACAGGGUCAGGUUAGUUGGGUUGGUGAAAGGCCUAGUGGACAGGACACGGUCAGGUUAGUCGGAGGGGUGAGAGGACUACUGGACAGGGUCAGAGGCCUAGUGGACAGGGUCAGAGGUCCGAGACCUAGUGGACAGGGUCAGAGGUCCGAGACCUAGUGGACAGGGUCAGAGGUCAGAGGCCUAGUGGACAGGGUCAGAGGUCAGAGGCCUAGUGGACAGGACAGGGUCAGAGGCCUAGUGGACAGGGUCAGAGGCCUAGUGGACAGGGUCAGAGGUCCGAGACCUAGUGGACAGGGUCAGAGGUCAGAGGCCUAGUGGACAGGACAGGGUCAGAGGCCUAGUGGACAGGGUCAGAGGCCUAGUGGACAGGGUCAGAGGUCCGAGACCUAGUGGACAGGGUCAGAGGUCAGAGGCCUAGUGGACAGGGUCAGAGGUCAGAGGCCUAGUGGACAGGGUCAGAGGUCAGAGGCCUAGUGGACAGGACAGGGUCAGGUUUGUCGGAGGGGUGAGAGGACUACUGGACAGGGUCAGAGGUCAGAGGUCAGAGGCCUAGUGGACAGGGUCAGAGGUCCGAGACCUAGUGGACAGGACAGGGUCAGGUUUGUCGGAGGGGUGAGAGGACUACUGGACAGGGUCAGAGGUCAGAGGCCUAGUGGACAGAACAGGUAGAUUGUAGAGGGCAGGACUCAAAGUAAGGGCCAUGCAGUCAGGAGAUUUAGCAUAAUGUAUAUUAAAUAUAGUGGACUGCUAUAAGGUUGUAGUAAGGUUGUAUUAAAGUUGUACUACGGUUGUGGGAGGAUAAAAUACAGUUGUAAUCAGAUGCAGGGGAGAGCAGAUCUUGUGGCAACUACACAUUGGUAGUCUGCCGUUAUUUUUUAUUUCUAGUUCAGGAAAUCCCAGGUAGUCACCGUUGUUAUCAGGAUAAUGAUUCCUGUUGCCUUUGGAAUCAUACUGUAUGUGCAGUAGUUGUCUUUGUUGAUCAUUUUUCUCUCCAAAGUGUGUGUAGCAUUGUCCGUACCCCUUUACUGGGGCCCUAAAAUAUCUUCAAUCUCAUUAGACUCACACUAGACUGAUUCAGGAAGGAUUAGUGCAGAGUAGGUGAAUGAAAAUGGAGAUGGACAGGGCGUGUUGUCUGUGUGUGUAGCUGAAACCAGACAGGAUAUGCUGGCCUACCGCUAUGUAGAAGUCUGUCUCUGACCUCACUGAAUGGAAUUCUUUGUCAGUCAACGCUCCAGCUAGCAGUUCAUUUGUAGUCGGGCUCUCUAUUUCAACAAGCUGGAUACUGUAAAUUCUACAUUCUGCAGUCCAGGAAAACUAUGUCAGUCCCAAAAAAGUUGUAUAAAAUAAAAAUAUGGGGGGGAAAAGGUGGAUGUCAGAAAGGAAGACAGAGACAGGCUCUUGGCUAGGGAGAGGUGUACUGUACUUGGGGUUGCAAAGCUACUGGUAAUUUAAAAAGGUUACCGGAAUCUUCAGUAAUUUUGGUAAUUAACAGAAAAUGUAUGUCAAUCUAUCGUAACUUUGGUAAUUUAUACUUGAAUAACUUUUUAAAAAAGGUAUUCAUAUAUAGUAUUAAUUGUAUUUAUAUCUGUGUCCAUAUUGUCCAUGAGUUUCUGGUAGAUAGACCAUAUGGUUCAAGAAAAAAUUGCCUAAUUAAUGAAGAAAGCGUCUAAUCAACAAUGGCAGUAUUUAAAAUGAACUCUGCAACUCUGCCAACUAGUGGCUUUCUUUACAACUGACUCCAGUGUGACACCAAAACAUUGACAACAAAUACAUAUUGACAUAGUCUACUAAAUGAAAGUGUGUAAAAAACAAAAUUAUAGAUAUUUCAUAUUUUCAUACUGAAACGCCAAUGUUAUUCUCUAAAUUGAUGGUUUAUAUUUAAGAUGAUGUUUUACAGCUUUUUCAUAUUUAAAAAAAAUAUAUAUAUAUUAUUAUUAUUUAAUAUAUUUCACAUGUGAUAAGGCCAGCGAGAGGGCCAGAGAUAAUAACAGAUGUGAUAAGGCCAGCGAGAGGGCCAGAGAUAAUAACAGACGUGAUAAGGCCAGAGAUAAUAACAGACAUGUGAUAAGGCCAGAGAUAAUAACAGACAUGUGAUAAGGCCAGAGAUAAUAACAGACAUGUGAUAAGGCCAGCGAGAGGACCAGAGAUAAUAACAGACAUGUGAUAAGGCCAGCGAGAGGCCCAGAGAUAAUAACAGACAUGUGAUAAGGCCAGAGAUAAUAACAGACAUGUGAUAAGGCCAGAGAUAAUAACAGACAUGUGAUAAGGCCAGUGAGAGGACCAGAGAUAAUAACAGACAUGUGAUAAGGCCAGAGAUAAUAACAGACAUGUGAUAAGGCCAGCGAGAGGGCCAGAGAUAAUAACAGACACAUGUGAUAAGGCCAGCGAGAGGGCCAGAGAUAAUAACAGACACGUGAUAAUCUGAAAUACCCCAAAGGGCCACCAGAUGUCUGGUGAUAAAUGACAUAAAAUCCUUGAAAGAUACCAAAAAUCUGGUAGGUUACUGGUAAAAUGUGAAAGUUUCCAGUAAUAUACCCUUCAUUUGCAACCUUAACUGUACUUGCUUGGAGAGACAUUCUUGGGAUGCUUGCGGUGUAGUGUGUAGUGAGAGGUGGUAUGAUGGUAGUACUAUGAUAGGUCAGGUGGAUUUCUGCUGUUUAUAAAGCCUCUGCUGAAAUAAGGAACUUGACUGUUUCAGAAGGAAGAUGGACGUUGUGUACUGGUACUCUGGCCUGGCCUCAGCCCAGUUUAUACUGUCUGGUGUGGUGAUUGACAUGUUUGACGAAGCAUAGUUACAUACAGGUACAUGGAUAUAUAUAUAUGUGUGUGUGUGUGUGUGUGUGUGUGUGUGUGUGUGUGUGUGUGUGUGUGUGUGUGUGUGUGUGUGUGUGUGUGUGUGUGUGUGUGUGUGUGUGUGUGUGUGUGUGUGUGUGUGUGUGUGUGUGUGUGUGUGAUGUUCUCUCCUAUGGACUCUGAUCACUAGCUCUAACACUCAUAAGGUUCACAGAGAAAAGACAGAUAACAGUCAUUAUUACCUCGUGUAUUAGUGGGGACCACUUUUGUAAAACCAACCAAUAAAGAUGCACAUAGUCGACUAACAGCGUAGACUUGAUACUGUUUCCAGCACUUUCUAAACCCAGAGGAACGGAUCUGGUCUAAACCCUCAGACCAAGGCCUUUCCCAGAGGUAUAACAUUCAUUCAAUUCAGACAGAGAAUGAAUGGGAGAGAGAGAGAGAGAGAGAGAGACAUGGGAGAGAUUGUUCAGAUUAAUUUCUUUGCACAUGGCCUGGUUGAAAAACCGUAGUGUUUCCACUCUUCGCUCCAUUUCGCCUAGCGUCCGACACGUUCUUGGGUCCAACGUGUUGAGACGCGAGGCGGUUUCUUGGUUCCGUGUUUCUAAACAGAAGGGCCUUUUUCAUGGACACACCCACUUUUCUGUGUUCAAUUUGGUCCUAUAGUAUAAAAGACCUUUGGUUUCUUUAUUAAUUUACUUUUUUCGGAAUAGAUGGGUUAGCUGACAACGUCAUGAACACUAUGGGCAUGCUUCAAAGGGGCAGAAGUCCAUGUGUUGUGGUUCUGGAUGGCCAGAUAGCUAGCAACAAUGACAAGAAGAUUCCAUGUGUUGUGGUUCUGGAUGGCCAGAUAGCUAGCAACAAUGACAAGAUUCCAUGUGUUGUGGUUCUGGAUGGCCAGAUAGCUAGCAACAAUGACAAGAAGAUUCCAUGUGUUGUGGUUCUGGAUGGCCAGAUAGCUAGCAACAAUAACAAGAAGAUUCCAUGUGUUGUGGUUCUGGAUGGCCAGAUAGCUAGCAACAAUGACAAGAAGAUUCCAUGUGUUGUGGUUCUGGAUGGCCAGAUAGCUAGCAACAAUGACAAGAAGAUUCCAUGUGUUGUGGUUCUGGAUGGCCAGAUAGCUAGCAACAAUGACAAGAAGAUGCCAUGUGUUGUGGUUCUGGAUGGCCAGAUAGCUAGCAACAAUGACAAGAAGAUUCCAUGUGUUGUGGUUCUGGAUGGCCAGAUAGCUAGCAACAAUGACAAGAAGAUGCCAUGUGUUGUGGUUCUGGAUGGCCAGAUAGCUAGCAACAAUGACAAGAAGAUUUCAUGUGUUGUGGUUCUGGAUGGCCAGAUAGCUAGCAACAAUGACAAGAAGAUGCCAUGUGGGGAAUCGUAGGUGGUUCGUUUCAGCAAGUUUUAUCUUGUUCUUGAUACAAUGUCUUGUUUUGACUGAUGUCACAUCUAUGCUAAUAUGGCAAAAAUUUGCUAGCUAGCUAACCAACAACUGUAACGAUGUAUUUGAGAGACAACACGUGCUCAUUGUGCAAAUAUAUUUAAGUUUUCAAAAAACAAUAGGGACAAAAUAUAGUUUACAUGUUAUCAACAAUCUAAGCCAACCCCGUCUGUUCUGCCCCAUAGUUGCGCACGCGCGCGUUUUGUUGCUAAACAACCAACCCGUCUAUAGGACCUUUUCCGGUUUCCACUAAUUACCAGAGCCACAAAGUAAAUAUUGGCUAUAAAAUGCAUGUAAACACAAAUGACCUUUUUAUUCUUAAUUUGAGGUUAGGCAUAAGGUUAGCAGUGUGAUUAAGGUUAGGGUUAGGUUUAAAAUCCCAUUUUAAGAAGAUCAUUUGUUGAAAUGGGUGGGGCUUAUGACUUUGUGACUGUGGUAACUAGUGACAACCACCUUUUCCUUGUGUUGGUCUCCUUUGUAGCACUCGAGACGUGAAUGGACGUCUGUUUAGGGAAUGUGUCAUGUGACUUUCUGAUAAGCCUCCUCAUUGGAGGAGCACACCCAGCUGACCUUGUCUGUUUUUAUUGGCUUAUUUACUUCUUGCACAAAUAUCUAAUAAAAUGAAUGUUGGUUUGAGCUUCAGCGUUUCAAAAUGAAAA